GUGGCAGCAAUACGCCAACUGACAUUCAAACUGCCAUAAAGCCUAAGAAGAAGAAAAAGUUCAACACAAAGAGGAGAUGAAGAGAAGAAUGUUCCCUGGAUGAAAACAAGAAAAGGUGGUGGAAUUAAGCCUCUGUGUUGAAUUGCCCAGACUGUCAGUGCAGAGUUCAACUCUUUGACCCAGGUUAACAUGGCAGAUCCACCAAAAUAUCCUGCAGACGUCCCUCACGCGUCCGCCAUUACAGCCUCCAACGGUUCUUCUGUUAUUUCACCCCAAGUCAUAGACUGUCACAUCGAGGGACCAGUCAGCAAUAACAUAAAUGUAUAUAUAUGUGGUGAGAGAGAAACAAGUUCUCCCACAAGUCCAACCUCUGAUCCAGAACGUUUGCAACUGGUGCAGGCCGAAUUCAAGGAGAACUUGAGACAGAAGCUUGAAACCAUCUUGGAAGCGAUUGCAAAAAGGAGCAACAUGACUCUCCUUGAGUGGAUUCAUCCAAAUCUCUACAUCUCAGAAGAACAGAGUAAUGGACUAUUUACAGAAAAUGAAAUAUGGAGAAUUGACAAAGACAAGGCAAUCAGCUGCAAUGAUCUCUUCAAAGAGUUGCCAGAUCAAAAGGUUGUACUCACAACAGGAAUUGCUGGCACUGGAAAAACAGUGUGCGUGCAAAAGUUUGUUCUGGACUGGGCCAUGGGAACAGCCAACCAGGACGUGGAUUUCAUGUUUGUGCUUCCAUUCUCAGAGUUAAACUUGCUUACAGAUGAUGAGCACAGUCUUCAUUCGCUUUUAUGUCACUUCCAUCCUGAGCUAAAGGUCCUGGAUCCGAAGGUGUAUGAGCAGUGCAAAGUUGUAUUCAUCUUUGAUGGCCUGAAUGAAAGCAAACUUGAUCUUGAUCUGAAAUCCAGGAGUGAGGUUGACUCCAACACUGAGGAAGAGACAGUUACAUCAGUGGAUACACUGAUAUCUGACCUCAUAAAGGGUGAACUGGCUACCUCAGCGCUCAUUUGGAUAACCUCCCGACCAGCAGAAGCCAACCAGCUUCAAUGCAGGCCUACUGACCUUGUGACAGAUCUUCAGGGAUUCAGUGAUGCACAGAUAGAAGAGUACUUCAAAAAGAAAAUCUGUGGAUGUGAUAAAGCCAAUAGAAUCAUCUCGCACAUCAGAGCCACAUGGACCCUGCACACCAUGUGCCAUCUACCGGUCUUCUGUUGGAUCACAGCCACGGCUCUGGAGAGAGUGUAUGAUGAUUGUAAAAGUGAUGACCUCCCUAAAACUCUGACUGAAGUACUGACCUGCUAUCUGAUGCAAAGAAACCAGACGUUAAAAACAGGCAGGCUGUCAGAAGCAGACGUGGAGCUUUUUAAUGCACUAGGAGAGAUGGCCUUCAAACAUCCAAGGGACAACUCUGUGCUGACAGAGGACGAUUUUCGAGAGCAUGGCAUUGAAUCUGGAGAUGAAGCAAUGCAAUCAGAACUGCUUGCUCACAUCUUAGAGGUCAGCCCAAAUUCUUCACCUUCCAAGACAUACAGAUUUCUGCAUUCAAGCAUUCAGGCCUAUCUUGCUGCACUUUCUGUUCUACGUUCAUAUAGCAGUUAUAGCAUAACUGUGCUAAAACCAGGAAUACCAUGGUUUCCAAAACAGGAAGCAACAUCAGACAGUGAAAGUUCUGAAUAUGAAGACCAAGAAACCUGGGCAAGAAAACAGCAUCAGGGAACACUGUGGGAGCUGCUGCAGGUUGCCGUGGACAAUUCUUUGGUCAAUGUUAAACUACAGCUGAACAAAAGCUCUGAUAGACACCUGAAACAUUUCCUCCCCUUUCUUCUUGGCCUGGCAUUUAACUGUGGUCAGAUGCUGCUGGCUCAGCUCAUAGGGGAUAAUAAACAGGACCAGGACAGCAUCCAGCAGGCCAUAAUAUAUAUCAAACGUUUACUUAAGACUAAGAAGAAACAGCUCAAUCAUGAUCAGAGCAUAAAUUUGCUCCGCUGCCUGGCUGAACUGAAAGAUUACUCUUUUGAAAAGGAGAUGCGAAUGUUCAUGUCAUCAUGUGGCAGUGCUGAAGGACGACUCUCCAUUGCACAGUGCUCAGUGCUGGCCCACCUGGUCCAGGUAUCAGGAACUGUGCUGGAUGACCUGGAUGUUUUGAGAAUGUGCUCAUCAUCUCACGGUCAAUGGAAGCUUGUAUCAGUUGUGAGAAACUGCAGAAAAGCUUGUAUAAGGCCCUGGCAAGCCAUAGCUGUGGUUUCUGCCCUCUUCUCAACAAAUUCACACCUGGAAAAGCUGGAAUUCAGUCAUGGUAUGAUUGUGGAUUGUAAACGUCUUAUUGAAGCUAUAAAGGCUCCAGUCUUCAAACUUAAAGAACUUCAUUUUACUCACAUUGAGAGGUGCAUUUCCAGAGACUCCAGUGACCUACCACUGUGGUUGAUAUAUUCUACAAACUUGAGGCAGAAGCAGUGUAUGGCGGAGCAAGAAUUCUGGGUAGAACUCAUACACACUACUCUGUUGGGCCAACAUGGUCAGCCACACUCUUUUACGCUGAAGGACUGCAAUCUCAGUGAUGGCAGCUGUGAAAUCCUGGCCUUAGCUCUGCAAUCAACCAACUCAGGCUUGAAAGAGCUGGAUCUCAGUUAUAACAACCUGACAGACACUGGAGUUCAGAACAUCUAUCAGAAACUUGAACAUUCAAAAUGUGACCUGGAGAAGCUUAGCUUAAGUUACUGCUGUGAAAUCACAGAGAAAUCCUGUGCAACAUUGGCUAAGGUUCUCCAUCGCUCAUGCCUGAGAGAGCUGCAUUUGGAUGGCUGUAGAUUUGGAGAUUCUGGAAUCAAACUUCUCAGUAGAGGAAUGACUCGUCCAAACCAACUACAAAUACUGUGGUUGGGCCACUGUGGUCUAACUGGAGAUAGUUGUGAAGCCCUGGUGUCAGCUCUCAGCUCAGAUUCUUCAGCACUAAAACAGCUGGACCUCAGUAACAAUGACCUGCAGGAUUCAGGAGUGAAGCUGCUCUGUGUUGGACUGAAGAGCUCACAUUGUAAACUGGAGAUUCUAAGAGGAAGGCUGUUCUUCUCUGGCUUCAGCUCUGACUUCAAACCCCUCCCACCUGAGAGAGCUGGAUCUGAGCUACAAUCAUCCAGGAGAAUCAGGAGAGAAGGUGCUCUCUGCUAGACUGGAGGACCCACACUGCAAACUGGAGACACUUAAUCUAAAAAACUGUGGAGAGCACAGAAUGAAACCAGGCAUCAGAAAAUGUAAGUAUAUUAAUUAAAUGCAGCAAACUUUCCUUACUUUUUUGUCCAAGUAUUGAGGUUCUAGUACAGCCGGAACAUUGGGCCUCAUUCGGCAAACAUUCUUAAGAAGACAUUUCUUCUUAAAACCCACUUCCUCAGCUUUCACAAAGAUUCUGACAUUCAUCACUGUUUUCUUAUUUGGGAUUUUUUCUUAGGUAAGACCAGAAACUACACACACGAGGGUGCCAACAGUACUGCGUUUAAGAACACGUCAUUAACCCGACAUAGACUUUUUCUUAGGACCUUUCUUAAGAACAAAUUUAAGAAAAAACUUACCAAGAUACUGGUGAAUGAGGCCCAUUGUUCUAUACAUCCCGUGAUUCUUAUUGCCAUUAUUUUUCCUUGCUAAUUAGUUCACCCAGCUUUGGUCAUUUGCAAAAAUAUGGUGUGACACUAACUAUAUGUUCUUGAGAUCAAAGCAGGCAUUGUGAAUUGGAUUGUAUACAAAAGUCCAUUCUUCUUGUGGGGCAAGAUACUUCAAACCUUUCCACUGAACUAGCAGCCAGCAUAGUGGAACUCUGUGGCAUUUUGGAUAAACCGGGACAUGUUUACGCAACUACUAGAGCAUCCAAGUAUCAAGGCAUUACAUUAGUCCAACCUGAAUGGGAUCACAUCAAGUUAGCAGCUGUAAUUUAGUGUAGUGUGUUGAUACAUUUGUGAGUUGUGGGUUAUUAGCAUUGCAAUGGAAGCUAAUGUGAGUUAUGGGUUAUUAGUACAGCAAUGAAAGCUAAUCUAAGUUGUGGGUUAUUCAUACAACGAUGGAAGCUAAUUUGAGUUGUGGGUUAUUAGCAAAGCAAUGGAAGCUAAUUUGAAUUGUGGGUUAUUAGCAUAGCAGUGGAAGCUAAUUUGAGUUGUAGUUUAUUAACAUAGCAAUGAAAGCCAAUGUGAGUUGUGGGUUAUUAGUACAGCAAUGAAAGCUAAUCUAAGUUAUGGGUUAUUAGUAUAGCAAUAGAAGCUAAUAUGAAGUGUUGUUUAUUAGCAUAGCAAUGGAAGUUAAUUUGAGUUGUAGGUUUUUAGUAUAGCAAUGAAAGCUAUUGUAAGUUGUGGGUUAUUUAUAUAGCAGUGGAAACUGAUGGCAUGCUUAUGCAUAAAUGCACUUCAUGGUAAUAAAUUGAAAAUAAAGGUGGUAACACAUUGAUUGUGGCAUGAAUAAACGGUACAAAAACACACAAUAUUCGAACACAAAUUUGGGUUCGAUUCCCCGGCCAGGCAACCAGGGUCGUUUCUGUGUGGAGUUUGCCUGUUCUCCCCGUGUCUGCGUGUGUUUCCUCCAGGUACUCCGGUUUCCUCCCACAGUCCAAAGACAUGCAUUCAGGCCAACUGGACAUGCUAAAUUGCCCCUAGGAGUGAGUGUGUGAGUGAAUGUGUAUGUCUGUCUGUCUGCCCUGCGAUGGACUGGCGACCUGUCUAGAGUGUAUCCUUUCUUCCACUGGGUUAGGCUCCAGCACCCAACGCGACCCAGAAGGAGAAGCAGCUUAGAAGAUGUGUGUGUGUGUGUCUGUGUGUGUGUUUGUAAUGCAAAAAAAAAAUGUCACAAAACUGGCUACAUUCCAUUUUGGAAAACCAAAAAGAGCAUGGAGAGUUUCACCCUCUUAUUCAGCAGCUAGAACAUUAGGAAAGAUUUCACAUAUUGCUGUGAUUUCUGUAACUCAGUUUUAGCCCCAGAUGAGCUGCUUUUGGAGAUGCUAACAGAAAGUAAAGGGCAAAAUAAUCCUUCUGACAUUUGUCAAAACGUUCCAGUUGCUGGGACACAGCUGCUUCAGUUGUUGUCACCAUGCCAACACCAGAGAAAAUCAUGAAAGAUUUGCAAAUAUCAGACUGAGAAUGAAUAGCAUAAUAUUGCCUUUUCACCAUCCAAUAAAUUGUGCCUUCUGUUUUACAUUUAUAGCAUUUGGCUGACCCUCUUAUCCACAGUAACUUACAAUUUAAUCAUUUUUUACACAGGUAGGCAAAGGUGGUGUUCAAACAUAGUGUUAGGAAACUUGCCUAAGGACUCUUAUUAGUAUAGCAUAGGGUGCUUGCCCAGGCAUUGGAUCAAACCCCAGUCUGUCAGGCAGUGGUGUCACCCACUACACUACACCAACCACAUUCAUUUUACUCAUUUUUAUUUAUUUUACAGAUGGCUCUUACUUUGCAAAGUGGGAACUGUCAUGUGAGGACGAUGUUCAGAAGUGGGAAGGACAUCUUGUUGACAGUGGCUUUUGUGGUGAGCAGGGGAAAUUCUACUGGCAAGUUGA
This is a messenger RNA of Colossoma macropomum (tambaqui), 5518 nucleotides long. RefSeq names its product NACHT, LRR and PYD domains-containing protein 12-like. Lineage: Eukaryota; Metazoa; Chordata; Actinopteri; Characiformes; Serrasalmidae. Bases 190 to 3159 code for a protein of 989 amino acids. Gene Ontology annotation, molecular function: protein binding. The record is from RefSeq and is a predicted model, not a curated record. The transcript has 12 exons.